AUGAAAUACAUAUAUUUACUACUUAUAUCCAUUAUAUUAUCAUUAUUUAUAACAUUUAUUAAAUCUGAUAAUGAUUAUAAUAAUGAUAAUCAGAAUAAAUAUUCAUAUCAUCACAAUCAUAAAAGAAACUAUCAAUCUAAGAAUGUCAACAGUAAAUCAAAACAAUAUUCAUAUAACAAAGAAAAAAGGAAUAGUAAUGAUGAAAAUCAUGAAAGAAAUAAAAAAUCUAUUCGUCCUAGAGAUCAUAAUUAUGCAUAUCGGAAUAAUCAUAUAAAAUCUCGUGGAAAUAGUGCAAAAGGUGGCAGUUAUUCAGAAAGUACAUACUUCACAUUACAUACUGGAACAGAUAGAUAUGGUCGACGAAAUUAUUAUUCACGAUUCCAAACACGUGGACGAUCAAAUGGUUAUCGUGAAAAUAUGUUUUUUAAUAUUUUUGAUGUAAACGGUGGUCUUAAAAUGACACGGAGUAAAAAUUACUUGACACAAUCUGAAAAAAGAGAUAGUUAUAUAAAAAAGAAUUAUAUUAA
Schistosoma guineensis is the source of this 527-nucleotide messenger RNA. The record is from the annotation of a GenBank genome assembly. NCBI's taxonomy places the organism in Eukaryota, Metazoa, Platyhelminthes, Trematoda, Strigeidida, Schistosomatidae.